GUUAAAUACAAUUUUAAUUUUUAAAUCCUAAUGUAGUCAAUUUUGUUUUCAGACAGGAUCACCGGUAUUACGAACGAUAACGCCGCAAAAAGUUAUCACAAAAACGUCGUUACCAGCAGGUACUUUAGCCCGACUAUCACAGAAAGGACCAGAUGGACAGUAUAUCCAAAGGACAGUUAGAUUAAAUCCGUCAAAUCAUAAUUUUAAAAUAAUAAACGCAUCCACACCUCAAAAAGUACAAAUUCAAAGUCCAGCAGCGAUACCGGUCGUACCGCAAACGUCUCCGUCGAAUCAGACCACGACGGCGAAAAUGUAUAUUUCGCCGCCAAUUUUGGACCACAGUGGGGCCAGAAAGCGACAAGACACAAUCGAUGCCGAUUUUGCACCAGAGUACAAACGAAGAAAGACAGAGAAGGUUGGCAAAGGGCUUAGACAUUUUUCCAUGAAAGUAUGCGAAAAAGUAAGAAAGAAGGGUACAACUUCUUACAAUGAAGUAGCAGACGAAUUAGUAGGAGAAUUCACAGAUGCCAUGAACAGUACAAUAGCAGACCAGCAAUAUGACCAAAAAAAUAUCAGGCGACGCGUGUACGAUGCGCUUAACGUUCUGAUGGCAAUGAACAUUAUUUCUAAAGAGAAAAAAGAAAUCAGAUGGCUCGGUCUUCCAACGAAUUCCCUCCAGGAAUGCAUACAGCUUGAAAGAGAAAAAAAGAAGCGAAUCGAAAGUAUCAGGGAAAAGACUCAAAAAUUACACGACCUCAUAUUAAAUCAGAUCGCUUUCAAAAAUUUAGCGCUUCGCAACCAGUACAGGGAGCAAGUGCACGGGUCUCCGGCUCCAAAUUCCUUUAUUCAGUUGCCUUUUAUUGUUGUCAAUACAAACAAAAAGACUGUUAUCGACUGUAGUAUUUCGAAUGAUAAGAUGGAAUAUUUGUUUCAUUUUAACGAUAAGUUUGAAAUUCAUGACGACGUGUACGUUUUAAAACAAAUAGGGAUGUUAAUGGGUAAAGGAAUAUUAGAAGAUUACGUUAUUCAAUUAGCAAAUGGCUCUUUAGACCAUUUGGACGAGAUACUAGACUCUGCAGGACCAGGACCAAGUAGUAUGUCUCUCUUAAACGCGGAUGAGUUCGUCGAAACCCAACUGGAUGAGGACAAUUCACGUCAGUCAUCCAGUUUUGAUCCUCUGUCACCCAAUAACCAAGAGUUCUCGGAUGACGAGGUAGAUACAGACACAUCCAGUGAUUUGGACACCAACUAGUAGUGACAUAUUUUUUCCCUUAUUAUUAAGAAGACCCACAUCCCUACUAUGUUUCAUCAAUUACCAUCUAUUGUUAUUGCAUAUCUCAUCGUUAACGCGUACUAAGUACCCGUUAGUCAAUUUUUAAUGAAAUUCAGGUGAGUUUUUGAAAGUCAUAUCUAUUAUUUAUUUGCGAGAAAAUAAUUUUUUUUUUUAAAUUCUGUUUAUUAAUGGGAUUUAGUAUUUAGUGUUCAAUAUUGAGUAGUAAUGAUUUUUGGACGGUAUUUGUUCUUAAGUUCGUGUUUAGUAGUUACCGGGAUAUAUAAAAUGUUAUUUAUUGUCUCAAAGGAGAAUCAAAAAUUGUUUUUUUUUUUUAUUAAAGACGAAACACGAUACGAAAUCGUUACAAAAAAAUACUUUGGCAUUAGAUUAUUAUCACUUUGGAAUUAUAAAGCAACUAUAAAACAAAAACUUUCUUGUUAGUAGCCCAAUUAAACCGAACCGAACCGUUAAUAAAUCACUAAAACUAAAUUUGUUUAAAAACCUAAAAUGCGAUUGGAUACCCAAGAUGUCAUCCCCAGUUAGAGUCUUUGGGUUUUAGAUAUUUAAAUAAUUUUUUCAAAGAUGCUCCCCUUUGUUUAUUAAAAAUUGACGAUCCUGUUCGACUCCACUUCCCCACUUUUUCAUCUGCUGUCUGAACGUUCGCCGAAAAUUAUUACUUACAUAUUACGUAGGUUAAGAAUUAAUUUACCAAUUUAUUGCAAUCAUUAUGAUAUGUUGUUAAUAUAUAUACAUAUAUAUAUAUAUAAAAACAAACGCAAAUUUCUCACUCAGUUCUUUCAGUAGCUUGUAUUAUACUAACGAUAAGUAACAAAUUUAACAGCUUGAUUUUUUAAGUAUGUAUUUAUAAGUGUUUUUCGUGUAGAGUAAAAUAAGUAUAACGAAAAAAAAAAAAACUGGUAAAGCGAUUAAAUCGCACCGUUGAACGACCGAAAAUGUGGUUGCUAAAUUAUUCUUUUUUGCUCAAAUUUAUAUCACUGUUUUUAUAUAUGUAUUUCAGUAAAUUAGAAAUUUUCCGAGAUCUGUAAUUUAACUUUGUGUUAGGUGUGGGGACUCAACUUUUCAUUUGUCUAAUUAGUCUCUUUGUAAUUUUUUGUAACAAAAUUUAAUUCUAAAGAGAGCCGAAAGAAAUUGUAAUUGUUAUAAAUUUUAUUUUAUCAUUUGGGUAAUAGGUUCAUAUUUGAAACACU
Messenger RNA from Agrilus planipennis (emerald ash borer), 2481 nucleotides. It is a transcript of the gene Dp, whose product is annotated as transcription factor Dp-2. Bases 311 to 1252 code for a protein of 313 amino acids. Gene Ontology annotation, molecular function: RNA polymerase II transcription regulatory region sequence-specific DNA binding; DNA-binding transcription factor activity, RNA polymerase II-specific. Gene Ontology annotation, biological process: regulation of transcription by RNA polymerase II; regulation of cell cycle. The transcript has 8 exons. Gene Ontology annotation, cellular component: nucleus; transcription regulator complex. The record is from RefSeq and is a predicted model, not a curated record. Lineage: Eukaryota; Metazoa; Arthropoda; Insecta; Coleoptera; Buprestidae.